AUGGGAUGCGUUCAUCCACGAGGAGAGAGCGCGAUUGUUGCAUCUUCAUUAGGCUUAAGUCCCAAAGUGGACAGUGAGCGGCUGAUUGCAAUAAUUCCACUAUUGACGAAAGAGCAUGUACAAGCUGUAUGUAAGGCAAUUACCAAGUCUUGUGAAGAUGCCAGGCAAAGUAUAAGAAGGGCUUGCCAAAAUGCAAUUGAUACAUUAAAGAAAUUAUAUUCACAUGCCCCCAAGGAUGAUUUGAAGAAAUUAGAGAAAGAGGUUGAUGAGUUGACCAAAAAAUUUGUCAAGUCCGCAGAAGAUAUGUGCAAGUCGGAGGAAAAAGAGAUCACUGGAGGCUGA
Juglans microcarpa x Juglans regia is the source of this 342-nucleotide messenger RNA. RefSeq names its product ribosome-recycling factor-like. Lineage: Eukaryota; Viridiplantae; Streptophyta; Magnoliopsida; Fagales; Juglandaceae. Gene Ontology annotation, molecular function: ribosomal large subunit binding. The transcript has a single exon. Gene Ontology annotation, cellular component: mitochondrion. Gene Ontology annotation, biological process: translation. The record is from RefSeq and is a predicted model, not a curated record. The coding region runs from base 1 to 342 and encodes 113 amino acids.